UCGACAAUCUGGCAAGUUAUCGAUUUCGAUUGUCAAUUGUAUUUUGUUCUGGUACCAUUUUCGUUACAAUACACUUGAAGUAUUUUAAAUUUUUACUUGGGAUACAGUACAAUAUUAAAAAAUGAGUGCCUUGGGAAAAUCACAAUAUAUGGAAAUCCCUUACGUUGCCCUUUCAGUUCAACUUAAAGCUAUAGAAGAGGAGCUUAAAACAUCCAACACGAAGAACGAAACGUUGACACCAGAAAUAAAUAUAUCUAAGUUAAGCCAUGCUAUCAGAAUAGAAAUUGAGAGUGGACAUACAAUUGAUGUCAAUGAUUACUUUCAACGGAUGCUUAAACUAUACUACCAAGAUGAAAUACCUUUAAAGCACAUUGUUAGAAUAAUUUACCAGAUCCUUUUAAUAACUUUCCAACAUUUUGUAUAAAACUUAAACAUUGUCUCGAAAACGGUGAUUCACUGUCGCUAACUGAACGAUUUUAUGAAAUUGUUACAAAUAAUUUAAACGGAGAACUCAUUUUCGAC
This is a messenger RNA of Zeugodacus cucurbitae (melon fly), 522 nucleotides long. RefSeq lists its product as uncharacterized. The transcript has 2 exons. The record is from RefSeq and is a predicted model, not a curated record. The coding region runs from base 122 to 424 and encodes 100 amino acids. Lineage: Eukaryota; Metazoa; Arthropoda; Insecta; Diptera; Tephritidae.